AUUUCAUCAUUAGCAUCUGGCGCCAGACGGACGCGGUGAGCAUCAUUUUCACCAAGGAUCUCUCGGAAGAUGAUCAGCAAGAUUAAUAUUGUUUAUUUCGCCCCGUAUUAUUGUCUUGCCUUUUAACGUCAGUGCUGACUGCGUAAAAAACAGCGUUUAAGUUUCCACUACUGGAACAGUUUACCAAGGACCUUCAACCUGUUAACAGAUUAAAAAAAAAAAAAAAAAAAAAAAAAGUUUUUUUUUUCUUUUUUUUAACAAUUUUACACGGUGGUCAAAAAUAUUAGAACCCCGAAUUUCAAGUCAACAUGCCCGAAACAACCCAGGAUACGUGUGCUUCAGCGAAAGACUCUCCAUUUUUCAUUAAAAAUCUUCUAAAUUCUGACAGUAAGCCAUCAAAGCCCAAGCCUAUUUUGGCAUCAACUAAAGCAGGACUUGAUGGCAGCUUCUCGCUCUCUCAGGUUGGGGAAUUAAACUUUCCUCGCUUCGAGUUGCCGACCCAGCGCUUUGCUUUACCGGCUUAUCUUGAGCGCGCCUCUGCAUGGUGGUACCCGUACACACUCAGUGCAUCUGCGCAUCUCCACAGAACAGAAGCAGCACAGAAAGCGAGGGUAUCGUCUCCGACCACAGGCACCGACCGAGAUUCACCUGAGCUCGUGUUCAAAUCCGACCCGGACGCCAAAGACGAUGACGACGAUAACAAAAGUGGAGACGAGAUUGUCCUCGAGGAGAGCGACACCGAAGAGUCUAAAAAAGAAGGCAGCGUGGACGACUGGAAGAAGAGUGACGACUGCGCGGACAAGAAACCUUGCCGGAAGAAGAAAACGCGCACGGUGUUCUCGCGGAGUCAGGUGUUUCAGCUGGAGUCCACCUUCGACAUGAAACGCUACCUCAGCAGCUCGGAGCGCGCGGGCCUGGCUGCCUCGCUUCACCUCACAGAGACCCAAGUGAAAAUCUGGUUUCAGAACCGCAGAAACAAGUGGAAACGUCAGCUGGCAGCUGAGCUUGAGGCGGCCAAUUUGAGCCACGCGGCUGCGCAAAGGAUUGUGAGAGUACCCAUCCUGUAUCACGAGAACUCGGCCUCUGAAAGCUCCAACACUCCGGGCAACGUGCCCGUAAGCCAGCCGCUGCUCACUUUCCCUCAUCCGGUUUACUACUCUCAUCCCAUCGUCACCUCAGUGCCUCUCCUCAGACCGGUGUGAGAGAACGAGAGAUGUCUUUUUCUAUGUAACUAAUGCCGUUUUACAAAGACUUGAAAGAGAGAGAGAGAGAGAAAAGGGGAAAUGAAACCAAGAGACAAAGCUAUUUUUGUUUAGAAAAUCAUUUAAAGAAGAAAAGACGGACUAUCAUGCAUUUGAGCCCUACAUUUUUUUGUUUUGUUUUUAAACUUAUAAAAAUACACAUUAACUACACAUAAAUAAGGAUUGUUUAGAGGCCUACAUUUCUAAUGUUGAUGUUGGUGAUGAAUUACAAUGACUUCGUUAAUUUACUGUCGUCAUUAUUAUUAUUAUUAUUAUUAUUAUUAUUAUUUUAUUAUUAUUAUUAUGCCUACUACUGAUUUAAAAAAAAAAAUUGUCUAUGAAUAUCAUUGACAAAUCAACUUGUUGACAGGUCAAAGUAAAGUGUUUUUAUACACAUGGUUUAGUUUCUUUUUAGCACUGAAAAAUAUCACACAGCCCUGACUACUGAUGUGCAAUACUACUGUGUAUGAAUUGUAUAUUUAGGCAACAGAUUCAUUUUUAAAACUCUUAUUUCGGAUCCUAUUUUUCCCUAACCAACCCGCUAUUAAGUUGAGAAGGUAAACCGCUGAAAACGAUUUUGUGUCCUUGGUCCCGCGCGCUCAAUGGACAAUCAUAGACUAUAGCUUUUGAUUUGACAGGAAUUACAGUUGGACUAAAGACACACACACACACACACACACACACACACACACAGAAAUAAAACUUUUACUUUUUAUCUAUAUUAUUUACACAUGUACAGAUAUAACGAACCGAAUGAGGAAAUGUGUCAUUUGUACAGUAAUAACUGCCUUUUUUUUUUUUACACUGUAUUGCUGAAUUCUGUUGUGAAAUAA
This is a messenger RNA of Myxocyprinus asiaticus (Chinese sucker), 2074 nucleotides long. Its product is annotated as homeobox protein HMX3. The coding region runs from base 309 to 1202 and encodes 297 amino acids. The record is from RefSeq and is a predicted model, not a curated record. Gene Ontology annotation, biological process: regulation of transcription by RNA polymerase II. Gene Ontology annotation, cellular component: nucleus. Gene Ontology annotation, molecular function: DNA-binding transcription factor activity, RNA polymerase II-specific; RNA polymerase II transcription regulatory region sequence-specific DNA binding. NCBI's taxonomy places the organism in Eukaryota, Metazoa, Chordata, Actinopteri, Cypriniformes, Catostomidae. The transcript has 2 exons.